Ipomoea nil (Japanese morning glory) is the source of this 978-nucleotide messenger RNA. RefSeq names its product cationic peroxidase 1-like. NCBI's taxonomy places the organism in Eukaryota, Viridiplantae, Streptophyta, Magnoliopsida, Solanales, Convolvulaceae. The transcript has 4 exons. The coding region runs from base 8 to 976 and encodes 322 amino acids. Gene Ontology annotation, biological process: hydrogen peroxide catabolic process; response to oxidative stress. Gene Ontology annotation, molecular function: heme binding; peroxidase activity. The record is from RefSeq and is a predicted model, not a curated record.
UUACGCCAUGGCAUCUUCUGCUCCAUUGUGCCACUUCUCACUUCUUCUGCUCAUCUUCAACCUUCUCCUUGGCCUCAACUCAGCUCAUCUCUCAAUGAAUUUUUACUCUAAAACAUGUCCCCACGCACUCUCCAUUAUCAAAACCACGGUCUACAAUGCCGUCAAGUUACAGCCUAGAAUGGGCGCAUCCUUGCUUCGUUUCCAUUUUCACGAUUGUUUUGUUAAUGGGUGUGAUGCAUCGAUCUUGCUGGAAGACACAGCUACUUUUAUUGGAGAACAGACCGCUGCUCCAAAUAACAACACACUUAGAGGUUUGAAUGUGGUAGACGAUAUUAAAACUCAGCUCGAGGAAUCUUGUGCCGGUGUUGUGUCUUGUGCUGAUAUUCUGACUGUUGCUGCUAGAGACUCAGUCGUUGUGCUUGGUGGCCCUACUUGGAAUGUUUUAUUAGGUAGAAGGGACUCAACCACUGCAUCUAAAGAUGAUGCCAAUACCAACCUUCCUGCACCAGAUUCCAGUCUAGAUAAGCUCAUUUCUUCCUUUGCCAUCAAAGGUUUUACUGCCAGGCAAAUGGUUGCUCUCUCAGGAGGUCACACGAUUGGAAAGGCUGGUUGUGCUACUUUUCGAAACCGUCUCUACAACGACAGCAUUAUAGAUCCCUCCUAUGCAAAAUGGUUACAAUCAAUAUGUCCCCAAAGUGGAGAUGAUAGAAGCCUCGCUCCACUAGACAUCACCAGUCCGACCUCCUUUGACAACUCUUACUUUAAGAAUUUACAAUGUAAGAAGGGGUUGUUGUACUCUGAUCAACAAUUGUUUAGCGGUGGACUCACGGACUCCAUAGUUGAAAAGUAUGUUUCACAUCCUGCCAAGUUCGCAAAAGACUUUGCUAAAGCUAUGGUGAAAAUGAGUAAGCUCAGCCCUCUUACCAGAACUAAUGGAGAGAUCAGAAAGGAUUGCAAAAAGAUCAAUUAUUAUUAGUA